This is a messenger RNA of Nerophis lumbriciformis (worm pipefish), 369 nucleotides long. The record is from RefSeq and is a predicted model, not a curated record. Lineage: Eukaryota; Metazoa; Chordata; Actinopteri; Syngnathiformes; Syngnathidae.
AUGGCCUCUGCACCGGCACAACAGCCCACUUUGACUGUAGAGCAGACCAGAGUGGUGCUUAGUGAGGUGAUCCAGGCCUUCUCUGUGCCGGAAAAUGCAGUGAGAAUGGAGGAGGCACGGGAGAGCGCGUGCAACGAUAUGGGCAAGAUGCUCCAGCUGGUUCUCCCUGUUGCCACGCUAAUUCAGCAGGAAGUCAUCAAAGCAUAUGGUUUUAACAACGAAGGAGAAGGUGUCCUGAAGUUUGCUAGAUUGGUCAAGAUGUAUGAAACCCAGGACCCCGAAAUCGCUGCCAUGUCAGCCAAACUCAAGGCUCUCCUCCUGCCGCCUCUGUCAACACCACCCAUAGGGGGCGCCAUUCCGGCCUCGUAA